Ilex paraguariensis (yerba mate) is the source of this 1473-nucleotide messenger RNA. Lineage: Eukaryota; Viridiplantae; Streptophyta; Magnoliopsida; Aquifoliales; Aquifoliaceae. The record is from the annotation of a GenBank genome assembly.
CAGGUGGUUGAUGCAUUAUGCAACGUGGUAUCAGCAUCACCUACAAAAGCUGCAACAGCUGUUGUUCUUCAGGUCCAGACUUUACUCCACUUGAACUAUUUACUGAGAUAAAAUUCGUGAACUUCUCUUUUUGGGCCAGUGACUUAAAUGUCACCUAUCUAUGAUAGGUGGACACCAAAAGGAUAGAAAAGUCAAAACUACCUUCGCUAUGUUUAAAGACUUACUAAAAUUAAUGACUUGUUUAUGUUGUCUUACAUUGGCAAUUUGCCGCACAGCAGGCUUCCUGUUAUCGGUCUCUUAUUCCAGUUUAUUUUUAAAUUGUUUUAGCUUGAUGGAUUCAUCUGUUUAGUUACUUUCCUGCCUCAUGUGUUUGUCAGGCGGAGAGAGAAUUGCGACCUUGGAUUGCUAAAGAUGAUGAUCUUGGUCAAAAGAUGUGGAGAAUCAACCAGCGUGUAGUGAAGCUGAUUGUGGAGCUAAUGAGGAAUCAGGAUAAUCCAGAAUCAUUGGUAAUUUUAGCAAGUGCGUCGGAUCUCCUCCUUCGUGCCACAGAUGGGAUGUUGGUUGAUGGACAAGCAUGCACUUUACCACAGCUGGAGCUCCUGGAAGCAACAGCUAUAGCAAUUCAAUCAGUGCUCAAGGGGGGAGAAUCUGGAUUGGUAGUCGCAGAUGGUCUUUCAAAUCUGUUGAAGUGUCGCCUACCAGCUACUGUUCGUUGCAUUUCUCAUCCAAGUGCUCAUGUUCGUGCUCUUAGCAAAUCAGUACUACAUGCUAUUUUGCUCACUGGUUCAAUAAAAUCGAGUGGUAGACAAUUGGACAUAAAUGGCAUCCAUGGUCCUGCUUAUCAGUACUUAAAUGCAGGAAAUAUCGACUGGCAAGCAAAUAUUGAAAAGUGUCUUACAUUGGAAGCUCAUAGCCGACUUGCAACCAGAAUGCCAAUUGAAUUUCUAGAUACUGCUGCUAAGGAAUUAGGAUGUACUAUAAUCACUUGACACUAACUUGGCAUUUGGCUGCGCCAUUAUGUUUCCUCUUGUAUUUGAACAUAAUCAACAAGGAUGGGAUAUCAUUGGCUUCAAGGACGCAGGAAGGCCGGAGAAGUUGCUUAUUUCUGUGCUUGUUACGGAUUUAAAGCCUCGGGAUGUUAUUGCAAUCCUUCACACGAUGAUGAUUGUUGUACAGUGUGACUCUAGGCAUUGACUUGGCUAGAGUUCGAGCCCUGUUUUUUUUGACUUAAGUGGCUCGAGUAUGCUUUGUUUGUUAUAGACCCAAACCCUAGCUUGGUGGUCAGAUAUGUACAUUGAAUAUAUGUUUUUUUCUCACAACAUAAUCAUGAGAAGGCAUGGCUAGCUUUGCAGCUCAGGCCGUUUCCUUCUUCAUUGUUUCAAUGCUCCCGAGUUAUCAUGGUUUCUAGUUGGACAAAAUGCAUAAACCUCUUGUAGAUUUCUGUACAUGGCGAAUGGAACUUUCAUUAUACGA